UAGGGGCGGCGGCGCGCGCCUCGUGAUGCUGCCUCCGACCAGGUAGCCGACGGCCUAUAUAGCCGGAGGACACGGGGGCCCGGUCACUACAGCGCGCGGUGUGGACUCGAUACACGGGCCGGCGGCAGUGGCGACACCACGGCGGACCGCUGACAGCUCGGAAUCGUGGACAGAGGAGACAGACCAGGAUGGUCCGGUGCCACCUCCUACCCUGCCUGUGGGCCGCUCUGCUGUGGGUCUCCGUCCAGGGCCGGCCGUCGUCCGUGGAGCAGCUACCAGACGGCACCGACGUCAUGCUCAGCUCGAUGGGCCUGGUGGAGGGCACUGAUCAACAGCACGAGCUGCAGCAGGCGCCCGGCACCGCAUGGCAGCAAAAGACCGGCACGCCGCUGAUGGACGUCAAGGAACAGCUGGCCACGGAGGAGCAGGGCGAGGACAGUGCCGUGCUGCGCCAGCUGCUGGGCCGUCUUCUACCCUCGGUACCCUCUCUGCAGCCUCCGCGGAGCCGCCGGAGCGGGCCGGACGGCGACCGGAGCAGCCAGCAGCAGCAGCUCAGCAGCCAGCAGCACCAGCAGCUGACCCGCCAGCUGCUGAGGCGUUUCAGGGAGCUCCAGAAGCGCAGCUACCCCUACAGGAGCGACCUGCUCAGACAGGCGCGAGGCUACAUGUGCCUCAGCAAAGUGUGCAACUUCAAGGGCGCGCGCGGCAAGUGAUUACCUCGAGUCUCGGCACCUACCGGUGACGGCCGCUGGUGAGCGGGCCACCGGCCAGGGCGCGGUCUCCGAUGACAGGAGGUCGGCCCUUUUUCAACAACGGAGGCCGGCGGGCUUGGCGCUCUGGAUAACAGCUACAAUAAGGAAAUGGAACCAGUGGGGCACUAACUACAUCCACGGGAGGAAGCGAUUGGGACAAACAUGCCCUGUUUGGAAAAUUUGCCUUGGCGGAAGGAUCUGUCAAAAGAAUGCGAGCAAUGUCAGAAAUUAAAACAUACCACUAUCCGAAGCGUGUCAUUUACCAAAAUACGUGUAUGGUAAAUUUAACAGACACUUGCGCAUAAUAAACCUAAAUCAAUCAUCCUCGAUCGGAAAAGUCCCAGCAAUUGUUUUUAGGUACACGAUUGUUAGUAUUGAAAUUCGAAUUCAAUAUGAUACAGAUUAAGACGUGGAGAUUAUUUGCGGACACAUAGAGGCUGGAUAUAAAAGUACCUAUCGUAAAAGGUUGUCUAUGCAUGCAGGUUGGUGUCGUACUUUCAAUGCUGGUUUAUAUAACCCGUGUUCUGUAAAGUUGAAUGCAACAUUAGAGCAAGCGAGAGCUGGUUACUCAAUCUUUUGCAUCGUUGAACGUAACGCUUCGUCGAAGUCGGUUAAGUCAGCUAGGGGUCAAGUUUGAAGUUCAGGAAACUUAAAUGUUAAUGUUUGAACUGUAACAUCGUCUAUGCAUAGGUUAUCGUAGAAACAUGUGCAAGAAAUCUUCAUGUUGUCAUGCUUCAGACCGAUAGGACUAAGGAAGCAGCCUAGGAAUAUUUUGCAGCACAAUUAUUUUUUGUGACGAGCAUCUUAGAGUAUUCCCGAUGCUCUACUACCGAACUGACGGAAAGCGCCAAACGGCCGAGGUCUCACCAAACGUGUCCAUCAGUGCGCGGGCCCCGCCGAAAGAGGACGCAUGGGACGCGCGCUCCUGUCAAUAUUUCUCGUAUAAUAAUACGUCUGAACGUAAAGACUCUAUUUCGAGCGGCGUAAAUCCUCCCCGAGUGUCUCCUCCUGACGGCGCCCGCGCACCAGUGUUGCUCACCCCACUCUGUUGGUCAUAUUGGCUGACAGGAGUGCAGCUACGGGUGACCUAAUGUACCAUCUCCGCACCGGGUCUUUGCCGAAUAAAUCAUGUGCAAAACA
Molecule: messenger RNA, 1892 nt
Organism: Amphibalanus amphitrite
Lineage: Eukaryota; Metazoa; Arthropoda; Thecostraca; Balanomorpha; Balanidae
Exons: 4
Coding region: 189-713 (174 amino acids)
Source: RefSeq, a predicted model, not a curated record